GGUAUAGUACACCUAUAAGUUGCAAUAACUGCGGCGAAGAAGAAGAGGAAGGUGAUGGCCUCCGUUGUUGACAGUCCCGUCCGUCGGGGCGCUCGGUGCUUCUCCUGUCCGGGUCUCCUGCCUCUGCACUCGGGUUAAACCUCCACACAGAGACCCGUUCCAGCUCCAGGCCGACAGCCGAGCCGAGCCGAGCCGAGCCGAGCGGCCUCCCCGUCCGGCUCCAGCAUGAACGACGCGGCGGGGCUCCGGUUCCGGCGGCAGCACCGACCGCAGGUGAUCACCGACGAGCUGCCGGAGCACCGUCACAAAGGCACCGGCACCUACAGCGGGAAGGUGUUUCAGGUGACUCUGCUCUCUCUGGGCAGCUUUCUGCUUCUUCCUCUCCUGGUCAUCAUCCUCAUCCUCGAGUCUCCCAUCCACCCCGAAGUCCUCAGUCUGAAGGAGCCUCCUGUGAUGACGGGCUGCUGGGAACCGAACCUGAAGCUCAGAGAGGCUCAGAGACUGUUUGAGGACCAGAUCAUCGGACCGGAGUCCAUCGCCAACAUCGGAGAUGUUUUGUUUUCUGGAACAGCUGACGGGAAGAUCGUGAAGCUGAUUGGUCGGAGAAUCCACACAGUGACGAGACUCGGAAAACCGCCCUGUGGAUCCAGAGAGGACGAGUCCAGCUGCGGGAGGCCGUUGGGGAUCCGAGUCGGACCAAACGGGACUCUAUUUGUAGCCGACGCCUACCUGGGUGUGUUCGAGGUCAACCCCACCACAGGUGAGUCGAGCCGCCUCGUGGCGGGCGGUCAGGUGGUCGCCGGCAGGAAGUUGUCGUUCAUCAAUGACCUGGCGGUGACGCAGGACGGCAAGAAGGUGUACUUCACCGACUCCAGCAGCAGGUGGCAUCGCAGAGACUACAUGCACCUCAUCAUGGAGGCCACCGCCGACGGACGCGUUUUGGAGUUCGACACGGAGAGCAGAGAGCUGACGGUCGUCAUGGAGAACCUUCGAUUCCCAAACGGCAUCCAGCUGCUGCCUGACGAGGAGUCGGUGCUGGUGGCAGAGACCACCAUGGCCCGCAUACGCAGAGUCCACGUCGCGGGUCUAAAUAAAGGCGGGAUGGACACGUUCAUCGACAACCUGCCCGGUUUCCCCGACAACAUCCGGCCGAGCUCCAGCGGCGGUUACUGGGUGGCCAUGUCCGCCGUGAGGCCGAACCCCGGAUUCUCCAUGCUGGACUUCCUGUCCCAGAGACCCUGGAUCAAGAAACUCAUCUUCAAGCUCUUCAGUCAGGAGGUGUUGAUGAAGUUUGUCCCUCGCUACAGUCUGGUGGCGGAGCUCCAUGACGGCGGCGUCUGCACGCGCAGCUUCCACGACCCCAACGGUCUGGUGGCGGCGUACGUCAGCGAGGUCCACGAGUACGACGGCAGUCUUUAUCUGGGCUCCUUCCGCUCGCCGUACAUCGCCAAACUCGACCUGCGAGACGUCUAAGAAACCGACCAAUCAAACGGACGGACGUGUGACGCAGCGUCGGUCUGUAACGGUGACGUCGUGACGCAGCAGGAGGCGGAGCUCCGUCAGCAACUUAUUGACGACUGUUUGAUGGAUUAACAGGAAAUGAAAGAGACAAUAAUCCCACUGAUCACCACUUUCAAUCAUUUCUAUUGAUUUUGUGUUCAUGUGUUCAUGUUAGCAUGUUAGCAUGUUAGCAUGUUUCUGUGGGGGGGGCGGGGUCAGAUUAAUGACCUGUUGGUCUAUUUUUUGAUUGGAUGAUAAAGAAGCUGCUUGUGUUUAAUCAACAUUUAACAGCUUUUGCUUCUUUUGUUCAUAUUUCUCAGUGUUGAGACUCGGCGGCGCGUCAACGAGCCGUCGAGCCGCAGAAAACAUUUCAAUAUUCAUGAACGACAGACGUACGAGUGACUCUGAUAUCUCACAGCUGACUCAUAAAACCAGUGAGAACAGGAACACAGUUUAGCGUGUUGUUAAGUUCACAGGUUCGAUAUGUGACGUCGCAGCGCUGGAAGGAUCUGUUAGCGGUGAUUCAACCGCGGCUCUUCGUCGUCUGAGGAGGAGCUGCAGCUUCGAUUCAGCUUCUUCUGCUGCUGAGACGACUCUGAUUCUACAUUUAACACGCUUAACGAGCAGUGAACAAAUCAUGCAAAUUAGGUGGAAACACGAUAAUUUUCAUGAUGCAUAAACUGUGAAUCUAGUUAGAAAUUCAACCUGCAAGUUGUGCUAAUAUGCUAAAAAACCAGCAUGCUAACACAGCUAACAGUCUGCAGAGAUGCUAACACAGCUAACAGUCUGCAGAGAUGCUAACACAGCUAACAGUCUGCAGAGAUGCUAACACAGCUAACAGUCUGCAGAGAUGCUAACAGCUAACAGUCUGCAGAGAUGCUAACACAGCUAACAGUCUGCAGAGAUGCUAACGUAGCUUCAGACUUACAGUGUUGCUGCAGCAACAUGCAGAUGAUGUCAUCACUUUAAACACGCUGCGUGUGUAAAUACACUAUAAAAAAUUAAACUUGUACAAUAAGAACUGAUUCUGAUUGGCUGAGACGUGACGUGAUGAUCCCGAUGCUGCAAAGUUUAUUAAUAAUAAUCUUGAUUUAUUUUCGCAUUUUCAAAAACAGGUACGAAGUUCCCGACAAGUAAAGCUGAUAACUGAUCACAUAGUGAGAUGCAUAAAAUAAAUAAAUUAAAAUAUAAUUGACAGUAUGAAGGAGGGAACAUGGUGGUUUUCUCUGAGUCUUCUUACCAGAAACCAGUAAAACCAGUGUGGACUUGUCACACCUGCAGAGUUUUUAUCCAACAGGCUGUUUUAUUGAUGAGUCAGUAAAUUAACUGUGUUUAUUGUUUCAUAUUUACGAUACUUUAACACAUCCUGAAGAGUUUUUCAGUGUAGAAGCGAGUCGGCUGUUUCAGUAACGAGAGUUUCUCUGAUUGGUUGAAAUAACAAUAAUAAUAAUAUUUAAAUAUAAAUCAGUCGAUAUGAUUCAAAGACUUUAAGGAAACGUGACGAACUACAGACGUUAGUUUGGCUCUAAAAAUGAAAUUUAAUAAUUUUUUAUUAAGAUAAUAUGUUUGCAAUUACAUAUUAAGAAGGAUAUAUAUAUAUAUAUAUAUAUAUAUAUAUAUAUAUCUCAUCUCAUUGAGUCUAAUUUUCAGGUAUUUAACAGUAAUUUUUUAUGGUGUAAUUUGGUAAAAGCUUCAGUUUUUAAGAAACAACCAAACCGCUAAAAUGUAGUUUUUAACAUAAAACUGAACUGAAAACUAAAUAUUUUCCGUCAGUUGAAUAAUUAUCAAGAGUCUAAUUUAUUAUUAUUAUUAUUUUUUGCAAAUGAAUAAUUAAGUAUGAAGCGAUAUAUGAGGGACGUUUACCGACUAAACCAAACUAUCAGUUUCUCUGUUUAUAAUAAUUUGUACUAAACUGCAUCAAACCUCCUAAAAACGAGACGUUAAAUACCUGAAAAUCUCCAGUAAAUCUGUAUGAAAUUAAAGAAGCUGUAAAAUAAAACCUCUCUGUGCUUCCAUAGAUGUUGAGUUUUAUUAAAACAGCUGUCGGUGUUUUAACUGGAACCAGUUAGUCAGUGAUUCGGCUCGAUGACGUCAGACGGUUCAAUCUGUUCAUUAAAGAGACAAACGAACCUGCAACAACAAGCUUCUGUUCCUGAUCGACUCGUUUUUACUUUCAGAUGUUUGAAGGUUUUUGUUGUUUUUUAUGUUUGAGUCGUCGAGACGAAGCUGCCAAAUUUAUUUUAGUCUCUUAUUUUUGUACUAAAAGAUCUUUCACCCGAAGAAACUGAGCUGUGAUGUAAACUUUAUUUCUAUCAGAUGAGUUUUGAUGUGUAUUUUCUUCUUCUUCUUCUUCUUCUUUUCCUCGAGUCGUUUGUUUUUCAGCUUCCUUUGAAUAAAACCUGCAGUUUAAAUGAAA
Messenger RNA from Thunnus maccoyii (southern bluefin tuna), 3916 nucleotides. RefSeq names its product adipocyte plasma membrane associated protein (gene apmap). Gene Ontology annotation, molecular function: strictosidine synthase activity. The transcript is spliced from 9 exons. Bases 226 to 1473 code for a protein of 415 amino acids. Gene Ontology annotation, biological process: biosynthetic process. The record is from RefSeq and is a predicted model, not a curated record. NCBI's taxonomy places the organism in Eukaryota, Metazoa, Chordata, Actinopteri, Scombriformes, Scombridae.